Molecule: messenger RNA, 697 nt
Organism: Cantharellus anzutake
Lineage: Eukaryota; Fungi; Basidiomycota; Agaricomycetes; Cantharellales; Hydnaceae
Exons: 1
Coding region: 132-416 (94 amino acids)
Source: RefSeq, a predicted model, not a curated record
CUUACCGGAAGAUCAAGGGGCUCCGCGCCGUCGGCAACCACGCGCUCAGUGAGGUCUGGGAAGACAACUUUGGCUUUCCAAGCUCCACGGCUUUCUGGACACAAUGAAGGUGAAGUACUGGACCAGUAUCAAUGUUGUUCGCAUUGGCAAUGCCGAAGAGUUCUUCCAUCCCCGUCGUCCCGUGGAUUGGCAUAAUACCUGCAUCUCUCUCUAGUGACGACGGUGUCCUCGUGGCCUCUCAGUGCCAAAACGAUAUUAUGUCGAGAUCCGAGAGUCGGUCGUUACCCGCUCAACUGGUUCCUCACCUUCUUUUCCGCCCCCACCAUCGAGCCUCUUACCGCUACGCUUGGUCUCUCCAUAAGAGCAAUAACAAGCUGUUCGAACAUAAGAACGAUAAAUUGCCAGCCUCAUCAUAAUGUGACCCUGUUCGGCGAUGCAGCGUUCAAAAGCUACCUUGAGUCCAUCCAGGGAUGAGAUCGGAGAUGACCGCCAGCGCUGCAUUAUCGAACUUUCUGAGGGAAGGACGGUUGAGUCCCGCAGCAAACAUGGGGGCGCAAAGACCGCGCAAGCCGAGUGACAUGCAUAAGGCAAACAACGACAAAAGAAACGCUCAACACGCUCUUAAGUUAACCCAGGACGUUUCGACUCACUGGGCCCGCGCUCCGGAGAGGCUGCAUUCUUAGGCCACCGUCAUUCC